CCUUUGUUUGUGGUUGUCUUCUUUGUCAGUAAGUUUAUCACGGUUUAAGAUCAUUAAAGUUACCCCCUACCCCCCACCACCACCAGGCUGUUUUCCUGCAUUUUUGGAAACAUUCUGAUUCUUUUGUUGCUUCAUCCAUCCACUGACUAUGUCCUGCAGACUCUUCAUAGGGGGAUUCCAGUUCAUUUCCACCUGAGGCUGGAGCAUCAUCUGUGUUCCUCUUUCACAAACGGAUAACAGAAAAACAAAAGCAUAAGGAUGAAGUUCUGGAUCAUUGCAGGAGUGAUGCUGUCUGUUUUCACUCCAGACAAGGCAAAAGGAUCAACUUCUCAGUGUGAUAAGCAAUCAUUUGUGAAUAAGUGUAUAACUCGGAACACUACUAUUAAAAUUUGGAAGCGGAACGUUCAAGUAACACUACCUCAACCCAUCACUGCACCAAAAAAGAGAAAACUCACGGACAAAGGCUGCAGCGACACGUGGUCUCUUUGUUGUAAUGUCAGCAUUGCAAACACAUCGGAAAACAUUUCUAACCCAGAGCCAACGCACAACCCUGCGAAGGACCUAUGCGAUUUGGUCAAUGGUACUGAAUUCCAAAUUCUACCUGGUUUGUUUGAUUGUCUUCCUUUUUACAAUGAAAUGCUGGGGAAAAACGCCACAAAUUCAUGUGCAAUUUGUGAGUCUGUGAACGAAAAUUGGAGUCUUCAAGAGAUCGCACGUUUGGUGGAAUGUGUCAUCCAACGUUGGUACACUGGAAAAUCUAAUUUUUUAAAAGACCUUGAUGACAUUGAGAGCCUUCUGCAGCAGAUAGAGGUGGAGACGACGGAGGUAAUUUAUGAAAGCAGUUACAUGGCGAUGCUGUACAAACACACCGGUAACUUCAGCGGGAUGGAGUUUCAUGCAAAUGAAAGUCAGAUAUCAAUAGAUGGCCAUCACAACCAUUCCAAAAUGAGCUUUUGGCUGCCCAAAGAACUGGCUCUCACUAGUAGUGACACAUUCGUCUUUCUGACUCUUCAGGUUCCAAACAAGACAUUUGACAACGACUCAGCGGUACUGUAUGAGAGGAGACUUUUUGGGCUGUCCGUGAGCAAACGGAGAGUUUCAGGACUGCGAGAAUCAGUCAACAUCACCCUCACCCUUAACUAUUCUGCAGGACAAAAUAAAACCCCCGUGUGUGUGUUCCUGGAUAAUCAAAAUCUGAGCACUACAGGAUGCAAGACCGAAUUGGAUCGCAGUCAGACUUCCGUCACGUGUCGUUGUGACCAUUUCACAUACUUUGGUGUGCUUUUGGUAUCUUCCUCCAUAUCCCCUAAAGACCAGGAGAUACUGUCCUACAUCACUACCAUUGGCUGCAGCAUUUCUCUUUUUUGCCUUGUUGCUACUGCUUUCCUUUUGUUCACAACGGGGGAUAUCCGAACCGAAGACUCUAAAAAGAUCCACGCCAGUCUUGUGAUCGCAUUGAUCCUCCUAAACCUCCAUCUACUUCCCAGUGAGAUGGCUGCAGCGUGGUCCUCCACAGGCCUUUGUCUUUACAUGGCUCCUGCUCUCCACUACUUUCUGUUGGCCACCCUCUGCUGGAUGGGCUUGGAGGGGUUCCACCUCUACCUUCACAUCGUCAAAGUCUUCAACAUCUACAUCAAUAGAUACAUGUUGAAAAUCAGCGUGGUGGGAUGGGGUGUUCCAGCUCUCAUUGUUUCAGCGUGUCUCAUUCUAGCAAAACAGUUCAAUGUCUAUGGACACACAAAUAAGCCCCAUAGUAUUUGCUACAUAACCAAUGACACGGUGAAGUACACGACCUCACUGGGAGUCUUCAGCCUGGUGUUCCUCUUUAAUACAUUCACAUUUAUUGAAACUGCAAGAUUCAUGUUUACUGCGAGAACAACAAACCUUAAGAGAGGAAACCCGAGUGAAGUCAAGAAAAACUCGUGCACCGUUAUGGUUCUCAUGACUCUGCUUGGCCUAACCUGGGGGUUCAUUUCCAUCUCAUUUGGCAAACUUUCCACCCCUGGACUCUAUAUAUUCAGCACUUUGAAUUCUCUGCAAGGUUUCUUUAUCUUCAUCUUCAUUGGGCUGUCUCUGAGAAAGUCCAAAGGCUCAAAAGCCUUGUCAAGCUCAACGGUCAACUCGACAAACGUCAGCUAGUCAUCAGUUGGCCAUGUGGUUAUAUUCAGUAUUUAUUUUUCACCCUCAUGCAUGUAAAUAUUUUACAUUUUGUAUUUAAAGUUUAUGUUUAGGCAACAUAUUUCCCUUUUGAUGUAAGUCAAAGUUCUUUUCUGCAACGUUGUGUGAUCAUUUAAAGAUUACAGUUACAGUACGGUUGAGGAAUCCCUUUAUUCGAGUAUUGGACAUAUUUAAACCCUCUUUUGAAGUCUGGCAAAUGUCAAACUAAAGCCAUGAAUAAAUGAAGCCUUAAUGCAGCAUAAACGUAAACAGUUGACAGCCAAGAAGCAGAAUCAAGCAAACGGAAAAAGAGGAAUUCUGUUUGAAAGAAAAAAAAAAGGAAAAAUAUCUUAUUUACCGGUACUACCUUGGUGUUUGUAUGUGUGGAACUUACCACUUCAUAUUUAUGAAGGGGGUAAAGGGGGAAUAAUACUUCUUGCAAAAUAAAAAUGUUCCUAUGGAAAUAGAGGACAUGAAUAAAUAAAUUUAAGUUUAAAACUGA
Molecule: messenger RNA, 2659 nt
Organism: Oryzias latipes (Japanese medaka)
Lineage: Eukaryota; Metazoa; Chordata; Actinopteri; Beloniformes; Adrianichthyidae
Product: adhesion G-protein coupled receptor G5
Biological process (GO): cell surface receptor signaling pathway; adenylate cyclase-activating G protein-coupled receptor signaling pathway
Cellular component (GO): plasma membrane
Molecular function (GO): G protein-coupled receptor activity
Source: RefSeq, a predicted model, not a curated record